AUGAGUGACGUCGCACAGGAAACACCUCUGUAAUAAAGGGGGCAGGGUCGAGUCUGACUGCAAAUGGAGCGACUGCGCACAGCAGACUCCUCCAAACGCUCAACUUAUACAGAGAGACACAACUGUUACCCGUUUAUCUUUCGCGAAAAGACUCAUUUCGACAGCCGACACCACUGAGAAAGUCUUUCUUCACACUAGUCGCUCCGCGAAAGAAGAAACUCACAAGUGCGCGUGAACACUCGGCGACCAGCCUCUUCCGUCUCCCGCAGCUCUGGACUCUGUUACACGAAUAAACCAUGACUUUACUGCACGCAAUUCCCACUCAAAACACCAGAGACUCUCUCACCCGUGCUUAUACGGCAUGUUUGUGUCAUCUGAUAUGAAGGAAGAUGCUUAAAUCCUCUCAUACAUGCUUGGAAUUUUCUGCUGGGAACAGAAAGUGGGCGUUUUUCAACAGCGAGAGCACUGGACGAGGAUUUGCGCGAGUGCUGCAACUUGCAGUCUCAAGUGAGGCAACAUGCAGUAAGUUCGCCGUUUGAAGGAUUUGCGGUUAUCUAAAAAUCAGUUGCUGCAUUGCAUUGGUGUUAUGAAGAAGAUGAUGAAGAUGCGCUUGGAUUAAUUAGCUCACGUUGAUUCUGAGGUUGUUUAGCUAUAUAUACAGGUCGAUAUGGCACAGGAGGUCGUGUAUGAUAACCGCAGCAUAGUGGCGAAGUACAUCCACCAUAAGCUCUGGAAGAAGGGAUUCGUGUGGGAAGUGAAUGGACACGAUGACAGUGUCUCGAAUGGACUGAUGAUGGGGAGGCAGGAGGAGGACAGCGGCGUCUCUCCCAGCCCGCGUCACGACCCGUUCAGCGCUCUUCAUAAGGUGCUGCGGGAGGCUGGGGAUGAACUGGAACGGUUAUAUCAGUCGGACUUUGCGGAGAUGUCCAAACAGCUGCAUCUCACGUCCAUCACGGCGCAUCAGCGCUUCACCGCGGUCAUAGACGAGCUGUUCAGGGACGGCGUGAACUGGGGCAGAAUCAUCGCUUUUUUCGAGUUUGGAGGGACUGUUUGUGUCGAAUGCGUGAACAAGGAGAUGACGGCGCAGGUGGAUAACAUUGCGGGAUGGAUGACGGAAUAUCUGAACGGGCCGCUGCACGCCUGGAUCCAGGAGAACGGUGGCUGGGAGGCAUUUGUGGAGCUCUACAGCAGGCAGAGGGAAUCAGUGUUUCGCAGCUCGUGGUCGUCAAUAGUAACGGUCUUCGGUCUAGCCGCUCUCGGGGCCGUUGGCUUGACCAUAGGAGCCUACCUUGCCCAGAAAUGAGGAACCUUCGCCUCCUUCACUCGCUUGCCCUUUCUCCCUUCAGUCAACCCCCUCCUCUGCUUUCCCCAGAAGACAUCCAUGUCCCAGGACUGCUCCUCUUCAAAGCUUUUCUCCCACUCUCCACAAGUCUUUCUUCUCUGCCUUCAAACACAAAGACAGAAAAGACAGGAAAUGAAUGCGCUGCCGACACAUCACGAGAGGAUGGCAGAGAAGAUGAAUAAUGAGGUGAAACAGACAUUGGCGGAUGUGUCAUUGGCAGAAUUAGCUCAGAUCUCAAAGUGAAUUUUGAGUGUAGCACACAUUAGUGUAUUUAUACAUAAAAAUGAUGGGAAAACGCAAAGGACAAGAAACAUCUGGAGGUUUUGAGGUAUCUUUUGAUGACACCAGCACUCUCCAAAUGUCCUUGAACAGUCAGGUUGAUCUUAAGAGACAAUCUGCACUAAAUUACCAUCGUUUAUCUUAGUUGUUUUUGUAGGAUUAAUAGUAGCUUCGUCUUUUACCAAUUUCAGGCUAACGUUUCUUGUGAUAUUUCCGCCACCCUUGUCUCAUAGAGUGUGAGUAAGAACCAGAAGAACUGUGAAUGGCGUGAGCUUUAAGACAGUGUCCCUCUAGACACUGGAUUUUGAUGAAAUCUUGUGCUCACUGAUUUCAAGAAGGAACAGCUGAAAAAUGGAUAGUGGGAAGCCAUUUUCUCUUUGUAGCAAUAGCAACUUAAAGAACUUUAUUGAGGACUUAAAGGGGUCAUCGAAUGCCCAUGUUCCACAAGUUGGUAUGAUUCUUUAGGGUAAAGUUUGUAACAUACUUUGGUUAAAAUUCCAACAACACCCUUUUUACCUCCUCAAAACGGCUCUGUUCACAGCGACCCGUAUCGGUGCAUGUCUCUUUAAAUGAUAAUGAGCAACUGCUCACCCCACCCCUCUCUUCCGUGGGGCAUGUGUUGACGACACAACAUGUAAAGUGCUGCCUUGGCAACCUGUCUUGUGGACUAAUGGCUGAGGGCACAAAUAUGCUAAUACGGGACAGUCCGUCAGUGGUCGUGGGCGGAGCAUGAGCAAUAUGACAUCAUAAUGCUCAGAAAAUCCAAAUGGAGUGUUUAGACAUUUUGAGGAUGUAUAUUUUUUUAUCGUAUGGUGGUUGUGUCCACACACUGCUAAGACAUUUAUAUGCAAACACCAUAUAAAAGUGAAUUUUGCGUCCGAUGACCCCUUUAAGAAGGGUUUCCUUGAAGUGCUUGGGGUCAGAAUGUAGUUUUCAGACUUUGAGAGAGCCGAGGUAAGAUGCAUUAAUGACAUGUUCGACAGAUGAUUAUGAGCUGGUCAAAACACCUCUAGUUGUACAGUGUGUGCAUUGAUGCUUUAUUCUUCUUUAACACUCUAACUACACUGUUGUCCACCAGUGGUCAUUCAUACACCACAAGAAGCAGUUCAAAUCUCAAAAAUGUCCAGGUCAUAUCUCACCCCCAAAUCAAGAGAAAAAAACUAUUGUCAAAUGUUUGGGGUCAGUGCAAUUUAUAAUUAUUUUUUUUUAAAAUAAAUUAAUACAUUUAUUCAGCAAGUAUGCAUUAAAUUGAUCAAGUGACAGUACAGACAUUUAUAACAUGAAAAAAGAUAUUUUAUUUCAAAUAAAUUCUUUUGAAAUUUGUAUUCAUCAGAAAAUACUGAAAAAAAAUACACACAAACACACACAUAUAUACUGUAUAUGUGUGUACAGGGCCUAAAAUUAACUCUGCAAGCGCCAAAUAAAAGUAAAAAUCUGCGUAGGAGAGUAUCUGAAAUGAUCAAUCGUGAUCAAUCGUCAGUUGGCCGAAAACAUUUUUAUGGAUUCUAAUAAUGCAAUGUUGUGCGAACGCGAACCAGCCAGCGCUGCAUCAUCACGUAAGUAUAAGCCUUGUCUAGUUAAAUAUUCAAGCGCAAGAAGAUGCGAAAGGGAACUCAAUUCGAUACUUGCGCGCUGUAUGGGAAAUUUAAACAUCUGAAAAAUGUCUCAGACAGUGCGUGAAUACUUAAUUGAGCUCUCUUUCACGUCAUCUUGCACUUUAAUGGACAACCUCGCACCAAAUUAUGUCAAAAAUGCCUGUCUCCUUAAGUAUCCUAGUAAACAUAGUCAGUUAUGGCUUAGGUGAACUUAAACAGAUAUAAAAUACAAGUUCUAAAGAAAUAAAACGCAUGUGGAACAGUAUAUUGGAUCCGUGCGUUCGGUCUUAAAGUGACAGCAGCCUAAUAUUCCUGCUGCUGUCUUUUUUAUGUCCAUCCAACCACAAAGGACAAGAGUAAAAGUAGAAAAGUCACUCACUGCUCUUGACUGAAUAACUUCUGUAACUUCAAUAUAUGUUUAAUUUAUACAGUGAAGACUAUGCAGACUAUAUUUACAUGUAUAGCCUAUUAGUUAGGCUAGAAUUUUAGCUGUAGUAUCAAAAUUGGAAAAGAGAAUUGUGGAUUUUCACUAGUAUCUAAAAUUUGGUGUCAUAACUGUUUCAUGACCAGAGAAAAAUAUUAGUUAGGCUAGUAUUUUAGCUGUAGUAUCAAAAUUGGAAAAGAUAAUUGUGGAUUUUCACGGCCAUUAGCAGGUGCGUCAAAAAGUUAGUUUUAGGCCCUGUAAAUGUAUAUAUUGAACCAUAUACCAAUAUAAUAUUGUGAAUAAGUACCUUAUUGCUUAUAAUAUAUAAAUAUAUUAUACGUUUAAUAUAUAUACAUUGUAUAUACGCACAUUUCCAACGACAUUCUUAUUACUCUAAUGUUUUAAUAAAGUUCAUAAUUUGUUAUAUUGCACACAAACAAAAAUUAUUUGGGGUGAAAUGUGACUGGGACAUGUUUUCAUGAAAUUCUCCCAGUGGUCCAGACUUUUCAUCGCUAUUAUUAUUAUUUAAUUUCCAAAGCAUCAACUCCAGGGAUCAGUUGGGUCCAGUAUAAACAAAUGGAAAUCUGCAGUGGAAAUCCAUUCUUUGUUCCUUGGAUUUGGUGUUUACCGUUAUAUGUGCAAUCAUCCUGAUGUCUGUUCCCAAAAACAGCAUGCUUAAACACAAUCCUGCUGCAUGUUAAAGGAUUGCCAUGCAGGAAAUGAAAAGUUUAAGUGCAAAAACUGUGGACAAGAGCAACUGUAUACAGUGUGCGCAAUGGAUUCAGCUUUGGUGCUUUCGCAUCGGUCACCUUUGGGUUCACAUGGAACCAAAAUGAAACUUUGGAACCGCAAAGGGACAAACGUACCAGGAAGGCGACGGAUAUUCAAUGUUCGCUUGCAUUGAUGUAGUAUCGGAGGUCAUGUGCUGCAUCAUUAACUAUGAUCUCCUCUACAGACUGUAUGGGGUGCUAAUAUGCUUGUGAGAAAUGGGUGCCCUCUCCAGUAGAUCUUACAUCCUGAACCAGUCAAUGUUACUUGUUAUCUGCCUUUAUGGAUGUAUGUUCAUUUUUCAAUGUGAUACUGUCUAAAAUAUUCAGUAUUUAAUCGGUGGUUUAUAGAUGAAUUUGGAAAUCAACAAUGUCCAGCAAAGGAGAUGAACAGGCUACGUGUGUAAGAGUAACUUCUACUGACAUGUCUAAUGUAGUA
This is a messenger RNA of Pimephales promelas (fathead minnow), 4846 nucleotides long. RefSeq names its product BCL2 apoptosis regulator b (gene bcl2b). Gene Ontology annotation, cellular component: mitochondrial outer membrane. Lineage: Eukaryota; Metazoa; Chordata; Actinopteri; Cypriniformes; Leuciscidae. The record is from RefSeq and is a predicted model, not a curated record. Gene Ontology annotation, biological process: release of cytochrome c from mitochondria; regulation of apoptotic process; extrinsic apoptotic signaling pathway in absence of ligand. Gene Ontology annotation, molecular function: BH domain binding.